AUGAGACUCUCUUCAAUUGCUUUUGUAGGCCUGCUUUCACGAGCAUGUGAAGCCUGUGUUGCCUGCAAAGUCCUCCCCGAUCUGCCCGAGUCGAUAUCGGGUUCGCCUGAAAAACUCCUUGCCGCUCAACGCGAGGCCACCGCCAUCUGGGCCAAGGCAUACGCGGAAAAGGAUUUGGACACGCUCGUGUCCUACGUUGUUGACCCCUACAUUCAGCACAACCCCCUUGCUCCGUCUGGAAAGGCCAUUGCGGAAGCAGGCAUGCGUCAAGUCUUUGCCACCCCGGGCCUCAUCUACAAUGUCACGCGGGUCAUCUCAGACUUGAAUUACGUGGCCCUCCACGUCCACCGCAUUCAACCGGGUACUCUCGACAAGGCUAUUGUGGACAUCUUCGGACUUAAUGGCACCUGCAUAACGGAGCACUGGGAUGUUCAGCAGACGAUGCUCCCCAACGCAACCAACCCGCUUGCCUACUUUUAA
Colletotrichum truncatum is the source of this 480-nucleotide messenger RNA. RefSeq lists its product as uncharacterized. Lineage: Eukaryota; Fungi; Ascomycota; Sordariomycetes; Glomerellales; Glomerellaceae. The record is from RefSeq and is a predicted model, not a curated record.